GAGGUAUAAUGGUACAAUUCUUUUCUUGGUAAAUUCCAUUUUGUUUGUGCUUUGCUUGGUUGCUUAGUUUGGUAUCAUCAUACGAUUCACUCACUCAAUCAAUCAAUGAAUGUGUGCUUUGCUUUGUGCCUUCCUUCCUUCCUUCCUUCCUUCGAUUACUUCCUUUACUGAUUCUAUUUCCAUUCCUUCAAAGCUGUUAUUAUAUAUAUAAUCUCUACACAACAACGCAACAGAACUUCAAAUACAUUUGCUACUACAAAAUUUAUUCCACAAAUUUAAAAAGGAAGCAAGAAGAUUCAUUGUUCAUUCAUACUGCAAAUAAUAAUCGCUACUCAUGUUGUUUAUGAGUAGAUGUUAGCUGCUGGGGAGAAAGGAACUCUAUACUGGUCAAAAGACAAACAUUGGUUGAGAUGGAGGGUAUCUCGACAGAUUUGGGGAAGACAUUUGUAGAGAAAUUGAUAAACGGUGUAAUAGGAAAAUCACGUUAUCUAUUUUGCUACAAGUGCAUUGCCAACGAAUUUGAAUUAGAGAAGGAAAAAUUGGAAGCAGAAUGGGAAACUAUGACACUGCGUUUUACAAAGGCAAAGGAAAAAGGUAAAGAUAUUCAAUCUAAUGCUCAAUUUUGGGAAAAGCAAGCUAAUAAGCUCAUUCAAGAGAACACUAAGUUAAAACAAAGAUGUUUUUUUGGAUUUUGCCCUGAUUGCAUAUGGCUAUAUAAAAGGGGAGAGGAGUUGACAAACAAAACGGAGGAAAUUAAAAAAUUGAUGGUAAAGGGAGAGAAACUUGAAAAUGUUGAACUCACCCGUAGUCUUCCAGAUGUUGAGCGUUAUUCUUCUCAAUCUUACAUUUCUUUUAAAACUAGGGAGUCGAAAUACAAUGAGCUUUUGAAUGCACUAAAAGAUGACAGUUACUAUACAAUUGGAUUGCAUGGGAUGGGGGGCACAGGAAAAACUACCAUGGCAAAAGAAGUGGGCAAACAACUUAAGACUUCAAUGCAAUUUAAUCGUGUCAUCUUUACUACAGUGUCCAAUACUCCUAAUAUAAAAAAGAUUCAAGAUGAUAUUGCUGGACACUUGGAAUUGGAAUGGAGGGCCACCAAUGAGUCAACCCGGCCUACACAGCUAUGGGACAGACUCACCAAUGGUGAGAAAAUUCUUGUGAUAUUGGAUGAUGUUUGGGAUGAUCUCAAUUUUGAAGACAUAGGGAUUCCAAAUAGUGAUAAUCACAAAGGAUGCAAAGUUCUUGUAACCACACGAUAUUUUAAGGUAUGCAACCAAAUGUCAUGUGCAAAAACAAUUCAACUAGACCUCUUAUCUGAAGAAGAGGCAUGGGAAAUGUUCAAAAGGCAUGCUGAGCUAAGUAAUAUUUCCUCCAAAAAUAUUCUUGACCAGGGAUGCAAAAUUGCUCGUGAAUGCAAAGGAUUACCAAUUGCAAUUGCUACUAUCGCCAGAAGUUUGAAGGGAGAAAAACGUCAAGAAAAUUGGGAUGCUGCCUUAAACUCCUUACAAAAUCCUAUGCUCAUGGCCGGUGUUGAUGACACUAAGUUGGAGGGUUCUACAUCAGGAAAAACAGCCGCAGAACCUUCUUUGUCCACCAUUUUUGAAACAAAGAAUGAACCACCUAUACAAUCAGACGUUGCUCCUAAACAAAAGGGUAUAAAGUUAAGUUCUGAAGAUGGAAUUACAUCAGCUAAUGCCAAGACAAUAACAUCGUCAACUCAUUCAAAAUCAGCUAAUUCGUUAGGUCCAACGGCUACAUCUUCACUAGAAUAUGGUGAUGGCCAAAUAGUUGUAGCUUCUCCUCCAAUUUCCUUGACAAAGACUCUUAAUGAUGAUCAAGGGGACCCUUCUCAAAUAGAUGAAAAGGAAGAUGGUGAUGACCAAAUAGCCACAGCUUUUUUCAUUGCCACUACAGAGACCAAUAAUCAAGUUUCUCGGAAUGAUGAUGCUUUGAAGAAAGUAAGCUCAAAUAUCAAGGACCAGUUUCCUAAGAAUAAUGAAGAAACAAUUUCCAAAUCUCCUGUUCCAUCUCAAUUUCCCUUGGUUCCUUCUAAAGGAGACCCUUCUCAAAAAGUAGAAGAAUUAAGUUCUUCUUUGCUUGUGAUGAGGGAGCUUGAGCAACUGGUCACCAAGAAGCAUUUGGAUGAUGAGAACUUGUGUUUGUUGAAUGAUUUCCUUGUAAAUCAUCCUUCAGUUCUUUUAAGGGACACUUCACUUAGUAAUAAAUACAAGGGCUAUGCUUACAACUGCCUUGCUGAGCUAUUGAAAUUCCUCAAAACUCAUAGCGUGUUGGAAGUAUUGGGCUCAUGCAAAACUGAAUUUGUGGAAUUAUUACAAGAUGCACGCAGCUUUGCUUUUGAUAAAGAUUGGUUUGAUGGUAUCGAGAGGCGCACUUUGUUUCCUGAUUUACAAGUCUCUCAAGAUGUACUAAAAAAUCUAUCAGUUUCUAAGCAACAAGUUACAAAGGAUGUUGAAGUACUGCGUUUGAAGAUAGAGGAUCUUAAACAUCAACUAACAUCCUCUGAAGCUGUUUUGGAGAAUAUCAUUCAACAAGAGGCAGCUUUAAGCGCCCCUAUUGGAUACUAGACUAUAUUUUCUUGUAUUUUCAUUUCUUCAUUGAUAACACCAUACGAAUUUCACUUCGUAAACUUUUAUCCUUCAGUAUUGAUUAUUCCUUGGAUAUGAAGUUUCGUCAUUUCUCAUCUGAAAUGAACUAAACCGUCUUAUUAUGUUUGUAUAUUUAAAACUAUUAUUGAUUGUUUGUAUACACACAAGUAAGAGGACUUAUUAUUGUGAGAGAUGAGAGGAUCAAUUGUCGACCGUUAAAUUCAUAUCAAUGGAUAAGAUUAAAUCGGUCA
This is a messenger RNA of Trifolium pratense (red clover), 2857 nucleotides long. RefSeq lists its product as uncharacterized. Gene Ontology annotation, molecular function: ADP binding. The record is from RefSeq and is a predicted model, not a curated record. The transcript has 10 exons. The coding region runs from base 411 to 2585 and encodes 724 amino acids. NCBI's taxonomy places the organism in Eukaryota, Viridiplantae, Streptophyta, Magnoliopsida, Fabales, Fabaceae.